Messenger RNA from Ictidomys tridecemlineatus (thirteen-lined ground squirrel), 2441 nucleotides. RefSeq names its product transmembrane O-methyltransferase. Gene Ontology annotation, molecular function: catechol O-methyltransferase activity. The record is from RefSeq and is a predicted model, not a curated record. Gene Ontology annotation, biological process: catecholamine catabolic process; developmental process; dopamine metabolic process. NCBI's taxonomy places the organism in Eukaryota, Metazoa, Chordata, Mammalia, Rodentia, Sciuridae.
AGUUCCUGAAGGACAGGAACAGGUUCUAAUUCUUCUCUGUGACCCAAGCCCUAACACUUGCUUAGAGAAAACUUGAAUUUUGAAUUGAGUAAAUUCCAUUCUAUCACCUUGGCUCACACCAUGUCCAUGUCGUCAUCACAGAAGUUGGAGAAGUCACCAAACCUAGUAGCACUUGUUACUCUCAAAUCAAGACCCUGGAGUUCUAUACGUUUUUUGAAGGCUCCUGACAGACAGGAGGCAUCUCCAGCUUGUCCCUGGGUCUGGUAACUGGAACUGCAGGUCUCAGAUAACAACAGCAGCUUCAGCAUCAAUUAUUGAAAACAGGUCCAGCUUCUUGUCUCAGGGUUACUUCCCCUAAGGACUUCCCCUCUGGUUCUGUACUCCGGUCUUCCCUAAGCAGCAGCUUCCAGCCCAGGUAAGCGGGCCUUCUGGGUUCACAAGCACACCCAGUUCACGUCCACUAUCACUCAUCUAUUCACAUCCAUUCAUAUAGUGUUUUACCCACCUCCAACCAGGAGCUUUGCAAGGAGGCCUGCAAAGUCAGAUCUGGAAGGGGAGGGUGGUCCAGAACAUGGGAAAGGGACUUGGAGAAGAGGGCUGGGGGAGGGGAGUGUGUGUGAUGUGUUUAUGUGUAUGUAUGCACUUAUAAAGGGAAUUCUGAGAGAUCACAGAGGAAGGGGAAUAUAAGAGAGGGAAGAUAGGACUGGAGGUGAAAUAUAGAAUCAAGGACUCCUUCCAUUCCCAGGGAAGAGUAAAGGGACAGUCUGGUGUGGGAAGACAUCACACUCUAACACCUUAUGAAGUGUUUUGAUUACCUUUACUGAAGCAGUCCACAGUGACAGUGAAGGGUUUUUGAACUACAAAGCUUUGCUCUUUUGCAACACAGUAAUGGGUCAGAAGAGACCCAUAGCAUACCUCCACCAUACUGGAUAGUGGGAUAUGAUGGGGGUAUGAUAUCUUGGGAGGAACUGAAGAAAGAAGUCCUGAAGAAGGGGUGACUUCAGGGAUGAAGGGAAAUGGAUUGUAGCAAUGUGGAGAUGGGACCAGAAGUCAGUAGUAUUAAGAGUGGUAUGGGGUUGGGUGCUGAACAUAGACAGUAUGCCAUCCUUUUAGUACAGUGUUUUGGAAUCAUACCAACCUGGAUUCAAAUCCCAAUUCUGCUGUGUGACUCUGGGCAAAAGACUUAAUCUUCCUUAGCCAUGGCUUGUAAAAUGUGAGCCUAAUAAUUGCUAAUGGCAAAGACCACGAAUGACAAAUUGUGGGGUGGGUUUCCCCUCCCUGCCUCCCUCCAUCUCAGACCCAGGUAGGGAUCAUGUCCCCUGCCAUUGCACUGGCAUUCCUGCCACUGGUGGUAACAUUGCUGGUGCGAUAUCGGCACCAUUUCCGACUGCUGCUGCGCACAGUCUUACUGAGGAGUUUCCAAGACUGCCGGUCAGGGAUGCGGAUUGAAGAGAGAGCCUUCAGCUAUGUGCUCACCCAUGCCCUACCUGGAGACCCUGGACACAUCCUCACCACCCUGGACCACUGGAGUAGCCACUGCGAGUACCUGAGCCAUAUGGGGCCUGUCAAAGGUCAGAUCCUGGUGCGGCUGGUGGAGGAGAAGGCCCCUGCUUGUGUGCUGGAGCUAGGCACCUACUGUGGAUACUCCACCUUGCUUAUUGCCUGUGCCCUGCCCCCUGGAGGUCGCCUUGUCACGGUGGAGCGGGACCCACGAACAGCAGCAGUAGCUGAAAAACUCAUUCGCCUGGCUGGCUUCGAUGAGCACAAGGUGGAGCUCAUUGUUGGCAGCUCAGAGGAGGUGAUCCCACGCCUACGAGCCCAGCACCAGCUGAGUCAGGCAGACCUUGUACUCCUGGCACAUCGACCCCGGUAUUACUUGCGGGACCUACAGCUGUUAGAGGCCCAUGCUCUGCUGCCAGCUGCUGCAACUGUCUUGGCUGACCAUGUGCUCUUCCCUGGUGCACCUCGCUUCCUACAGUAUGCCAAGAGCUGUGGCCACUACCGCUGUCGGCUCCACCACACUGGCCUCCCAGACUUCCCAGCUAUCAAGGAUGGUAUAGCCCAGCUUACCUAUGCUGGACCUGGCUGAGGUCCAGGACCAGGGAUAUUUACCAACACUCCCUACCCCUGCCCAAACAAGGACCUCAGAACAUUUAUUUCCUCCCUGUUCGGAGCCUGACAUGUGCUGGGCUCAGAGCUGGGGGGCAUUUCUCCCUAACUUUACCUUUCCAGCCUCCACACUGACCCAAAGUGUCAUAUUCUAUCAGGCUGCUUGUUUUCACUGGUCCCCCUCCUUCUGGAGAGAUCCAUGGAUAGACAACAGACCAUGGGCCUGAGCCCCCAACCCAGCUCUGUCACUGGUUUUCUGGGUGACUCCAGGGGAGUCUUGCCCUGCUCAGAGAUUUAAUCCACUCUCUUAACAUUAAAGUUGCUGGCUAGGA